Psylliodes chrysocephalus is the source of this 1593-nucleotide messenger RNA. NCBI's taxonomy places the organism in Eukaryota, Metazoa, Arthropoda, Insecta, Coleoptera, Chrysomelidae. The record is from the annotation of a GenBank genome assembly.
AAAACAGAUAUAUAACUGUUUUUAUAGGUAUAGAUUAUGAAAACGAAUCUUCUGAUCUGACUUCUUCAUCAUAGUGAAAGAAAUGAGUCUUCCAUUAUCAUACUCCAAUACAACGGAUUAUCUCAAAGAUACAUUGACUUUUCUCAAUAAUCAUCAAUGGAUAUACAAUUUUCCAAACACGCAUAUUCUAGUGAAAGACAUAUUUAAAUAUUUUCCUUGCGAUUGGUUUGAUUACUUCAAAGGUUUGUCUAACGACGAACUCAACAAAUUUCCCACAAAUUGCUUAAAUAAUUGUCCAUCUACUCUUAAAGAAUUACUUAACAAAAUUAAUACUUUAAGUCCUAGUAGCUCAAAUCAUAAAUGUUUUUCCGAAGAAGUUCCCACGUUUACCCAUAAUUGUGGUUUAAGUGAUAAGAAACAACAUGAGAUAGUUACUUUAGCACCAAUUAUUAAUAACGUAUGCAAGUCUGAAAUCAUUAUUGAUAUCGGAUCUGGAUUAGGAUAUUUAUCGCACCAUUUGAACUCGAAGUAUGGUUACAAAGUAUUAGGUAUAGAGUGUUCAAAACAAUAUAUCGAUUUAGCGUUAAAAAACCAAGAAAAAUUCUACGGAAAAUCUAAAAACGAAGUUGUGUUCAAAGAACAUUAUAUUAACAGUGAAUCAUCUGAAACUAUCACAACUUUAGUUAAAAAUAAUUUUAACUCAAUUGGUCUUACGUCAAGCGCGCUUGUUGGCCUUCACGCUUGCGCAGACUUGAGCAUAACUAUUUUAGAUGUAUUUUCCGAGUUAGAUUUUAUAAAAAGUUUGGUAAUUAUGCCGUGUUGUUAUCACAGAAUUGAACUGCAAAACGCCACUGAAAAGGAAGAAUUAUUUUUUAGUUUUCCAAUAAGUAAGACUUUAAAUGAUGUUUAUAACGAGUUUGGAGCGCAGAAAUUUUUGAGAAGACCAUUCUUACGACUAUCUUGUCAACAAAGUAUCGGACAUUUUGUAACUAUGACUGAUAAAGAACACGAAAGGCAUUCUCGAAAUUUAAUGUUUAGAUGUAUUCUACAAUAUGUUGCUGAGGCUCAAAACUGUGAGGUAAAAAGACUCAAAAGAAAAUCUAAUACUACCAUCUCACAAAAUCCUGAUGAAGAUUUUGAAAUAUAUUUAAAGAAUCUUCAAAAUAAUCAUCGGUUGAUAACCAUCAAAUCUAGUAUAGAAUUAAAUAUCGAUGACAUAUUUUUAGAAAAAAUGCGCGAUAAGUGGAGAGAAUAUAGAGAUAAAUGCUAUUUGAUCGAAGUGUUGACGGGUUUUCAAGCUGCGAUACAGAGCAUGUGCGAGAAUAUAAUUUUGCUCGAUAGGAUUGAAUAUUUGAAAGAAAAAGGAUUUCAGUGUAUGGUUCAAAAAGUUACAGAUGAUAUAUUAUCACCACGAUGUCAUGCUUUGAUUGCUACGAAAGAAUGAUUUUUAUUGCAUUUUGUAUUCAAUAUAUUUGUUAUUUUUUACUCAGUGUUUUAUUUCAUCCAAAACAACAAACUAAGGUCUUUCAAUUUAUUAUUUAUAAAGGAAUAAUACUUAAUAUCCCCUUACCCCACCCCUGAUUUAUAUACAGU